UGACCGCCAUGUUCAAUUUGUUCAUGACCAGUACGGUCAAACAUCUGAUUUGCAAAUGAUUUCAUUCCCGUUCGCGAUACGACGAGCAGAUGUCCAACGGAGAGCUGCACAUGCAAAUUAGAAAAAAAUUGACGUUUUCAAACAACGAGAAAUGCUUCACUCUCUUUGAAAAUGACGGACGAUAACGUCGAAAGUACAACGCUGAAAGCUGUUUUCAAAGUGCGGGGGAAAUUUUAUGAUGUAUUUCUUGACGGAGAAGAAAUUGUGUGGACUUUACAAGGCGCAUUGAAUACAGGUACUGUUUCAUCAAUGUAAACAGAGUGGCUUAUGUACCAGCAGAAAGAUUAGAACGCUAGCUAUAAUUCUGAUGCACAAACCAGCUGACAAACUAAACUUUAACUUAACGAAAUCGAAAGCUUAGUUUAGCUUAAGAGUCACUAGUACCGGUUUGUUGUAAGCUUUAGUGCAAUUUAUUAGAAUAAAUAUUCGUAAAUUUACUAUACUGUUUAAUGGACAGGGAUCUUUACAUGCAACUCUAUUUUUACAUCCUUGUACGUUCGAAAAUUUAUUUACAUCAGGCUUGAUUUAAUUAUUCAACGUAAACACGUUAUACUUGUAAGCUUUAAUUUCAUUUGCUUUCUGUAUAGUAAGUUCAUUUUAUCUACUCUGUUUAUUUCCAUGAAGAACACGGUGUACUCCUAGCUAGGGCGAAAUUCAGCUGAAACCAUGCACUAAAAUAAGACUGAAAUUCUUGAUGUUCAGUUCUUCCAAAAAAAUUAAUAUCAGUCUACACUGUACUUGUCUAAAAGCCAUCUUAAGUUUAUAUGACACCAAAUAAUAAAUUUUAUUGGAAUGUGUUCCCUCAGACUAGGCUAACAUGUAGAUAAAUUCUGCUUGAAUAUAUAGUGACUUGUUCUGCCUUGCAGCAAUGCUGGUACAGGUCGCUUAUUUUGCUUGAAAAAUAUGCUUGGGCCACUGAAUUCUGCUCAGUACAUGAAAAAUAUUUCAGCACUAAUUCAGGCCAUGUAUUUUUUGUAAAUAUGCAAGGGCCAAGUAUUAUUGGAUGAGUUUGAGUAUGAUAUAAAGAAUUAUGCAGGUUAAGGAGGAUCUGUACUGGAACGUGACAUGACCCUGAUGUCAAAAGAGGAAAAUUUACUUUUCUUUGUUUGUCCCCACCUGAAGACCUUGAAGGGACAAAUUUUUCUUGUUAGACACUGUUGAUACUUUCAUUUUGUGGUUGUGAAGCAAUUCAUUGAAUUAACAUUGCAUGAUCAUAAAUGCAAAAUAUGAGGAAGAAGAUGGUGCAGGAAAAAAUUUGAUAUUGAAACUGUCAACUAACAGUUGAUCAACUAGACCAUUUCAGACCUAUUGGUCUUCAUAUGGUUCAUGAAACAGCAAAUUAAUACCUCAGUUUAAUCGUAAAAUCUUGUUUCAUUCAAUGAAAAUUCUAUUGUGGCAUUGUCAAUAUUUUGAUGUACACUUUUCCUUGGUCAUGCACAACAGCUGAAACAGAUGGAGUGCGUCGUAAUUUUUCUGUCAAGAAUUCAAAAUUCUUUUGUAUUCUCCAUCCUAUUACUUAGCCUUUUUCAGGCUCUAAGAUAGUGGAAAAAACAGGUAAAGAAAGAUUGUACAAAAACGUGUGGAAGCUGGGGAGAAAUGGUCUAGUGGAGCCUGCAAGCAUUGUUUUCAAUACCUCAUUCAAGUAUACCAGCUCCUGAUAAGCCCUAUGAUUGGUCAGUUGUGACAGUUUUCUUCAACACAUACGCCAAUCAUUUGGCUUCGCCCGGAAGAGUGUAACAAACAUUUCGAGUAUAAUGUGCCUCAUAUGCAUGUGACACAAGAAACAGUUUUUCAGGAAGUGGGCAGGAUACUAGGCGGAUUGAGGUAUUUAAAAAGAUGCUUACAGGCUGACUCCCUGACGUGUUUCACUUGUUGGCUAUUUCACCGCUCACUUGCAUUUUUCUCUUGCCUGCACCAACUAAAAGCCUGGCACAGGCUACCUUUUAUGAACAUUUGUUUCUUUCCUGCCUCUCUCCAAUAAUAGAAACUCAAGUCUGCAACAUCUCCACAAGAUCUUUGAGGUUUGCAGAUCAUGUGAUUGGAGCAUGGAUAGCAAAACGGCGCUUACCCAAGAACCAAUCUAAUACUGGACAACUUGUUGGGUUCACUCUCUUUACUUUCGACAAAGCUGGCGGCAGGAAGCUGAAAGAAGAAAGAGUAACUUUUGAGUGUGAAGAUGAAAGUGUUUGCGAGGCUUGGAUUGGGAGAAUUAAUGAUAUUAUACGAAGUUAGUACACAAUAGUUGACCUUUUGCUAAUAUUUGGUUGGCCAGAAUGAGCUGCAGUACAGCUGUUCUAAAGAAGUUAUAAGUAAUUGAUUCAUAAACCCCUUGGAACCCUGGAGUGCAUAGUGCAGAUCCCGUUCAAAAUUCAUCAUCAUUUAUGUCCACCCAAGCCAUAACACUAGUUGAUUGCUUAUCUACUAAGGUGGAACGAGAAAGCUAGUAUCAAUCAAUGUUAACCUUCUUAUUCUCAUAUGACUGUUCUUAUCAGGUUUUCGCACCAGACCUCGUAAAUUGAAAGUUGUGAUCAACCCAAGAAGCAAAAAAGGCAAAGCCCGUCUGGUGUACUUACAACAAGUUGCACCUUUAUUUGAAAGAGCUGGCAUCAAGGCAGACAUUAUGAGUAAGUUAAAAGCAGGGAGGCUUUGAUUAUUUAGAAACCUUCAAGAGCAGGCGUAGUCUACCAUGAAAGUGUUUUUUUCUGGGGGGAUGUACUAACAAUUCCCUCAUGUGCAUGUGUCAUGCACCAGUCACAGGAGGCAGGGAAGGGGGCCGGGGAGGCAGGCCAGAAAACCGUUUUUUCUUCCCUAACCCUCCCUACCCCCCUACUUUGUCAUUUCACCUGAUGCUCUCCCUAUCAACCUUCUUUUCUGCUUUCACCAGUCUUUUUAAGAGUCUUUGGUGACCCCAAACAGGAAAGACUGAUCGUGAGUGUUGCUCAUACCAAAAAUGUGACUACCUGCAUUGUGCUGUAGGCUAGCGCAGGCUUGAUUGGAAAAUCCCUGAACUUUAAUUGGUCAAGUAGCUACAUAAUAUGUACACCCAGACAUAACAUUGUUUAAAGCUAGCUCAAUACAAUAUUCCACUGCUUUUGUUUCAAACUGUUGUUAAUAUUACUUCCUUGUCUGUAGUAUUGAAAUUGUAGAUAAGAUAAAAUAUUUAUUAUAAAAUAAAUGAAUAAAUAAAUAAUAUUGUUGUGUAUAAAUAAAGUUAAUGUACCUUCUUAAGUUAAAUGUAAACGGUUUGUCUGCUCAUUAAUGCGCUCUUAUUAAGAGAGAGUAAUUUCAAUGUUUUAAACACUGCUUUGUGUCAUCCAUGAUUUCACAUAAUUUACGCAUUAAGAAAAAGAAAAACUGUUUAUCAUGGUAAUUUUAAAUUAGCUCCACAAAGAAAAUUAAUAAUUUAUUGUACCAUCAUAGUUCUAUUUAAAUCUUAACACUUUAAGCCCUCUAAUAUCUAAAUAAUAACUGUAAAUGUAGAUGUGCAAGUGAUUGAAUUUAUGAAAAAUCUUUAAACUUUUAACUUAUGAUGCAUGAACUUGACUAUAAACUCUGUAGUGACACAAAGAGCAGGCCAUGCUUGGGAGUACUUUAGAACAGCUGAUAUUUCCACAUAUGAUGGGUAAGGAUAAUCAGAUUUGAUUUAACUUUGAACCAUUCCAUGCAUUUUCAGCGUGCAAAGAAAGUAGUGUCCGAUAGCCUGGGGCUAGUCGAUUUUGCUAUCGGGCUGGUGAAUUCUGUUUUUAACUUGCCCGACGGGCAAGUAAUGUUUUAUGAGGAAUUCGAAUAACAGAAGCACUGUGACAUCAAUUCUGCUUGUCAAAAAGUUUUUGGGGCUAGUUGAAAUGAUGUCUGGGCUAGUAAAUGCUAGCUUCAGCUUGCCCGAAUGGCAAGCUGUAAAAAUGAUUUUCUUUGCACCCUGAUUUUAUUUUAAAAAAGUGGUCUGUCUCUUAAAAUUAGAAUGGCAGGUAAUCUAGCAAAAUCUAAAGUUCUUUUUCAAUUUGAAACCCUUCAAAUUUUAAACUAAAAACCUAACUCAGUUGCUGCUAAUUCACUGUAUCAAAAACAAAUCUUUUUCAAUUUGAAACCCUUCAAAUUUUAAACUAAAAACCUAACUCAGGUACUACUAAUUCACUGAAUCAAAAACAUAAAAGUUAGAGCAUGCAACAUUCCAUAGGUGCAAUUAGAAGGGCUCUGAGCACAAUUUAUUAUUUCAUUUGUUAGGUAAAUCUCUUCACUGGUUGGAUCUGGGGGAACUGCCCACCUACCCCUCCCCUAAGUCGACAUUUUGCCCUAAGUGAUAAGCAAGUGUUGCUGUUGGCUUAGGGAAGGGGUAGGUGGACAGUUUCUCAGAAGCCUAAAUUGAUCCCUCUGGUUAACCCAGUAUACAACUUACUAGAAUUUGAUUCAGAAUUUCCUUUGCCCUUGCCUUGCCCUAAUAAUACUCAAAGGACACAGUGAAAAUUCGUUCUGGCCCUUGUAAUCUUGUUUAGAAGGUGGAUAGUGCUAUUGACUGGAAAGACCACCAUCCAGUGGAUAAUUUCUGUAUUACUUAUUUUGAUCAGGUUUAAAAGGUAUUUUGUUCAGUAUGGCUGCUAUUAAUAGCUUAUUUGGAAGCGCUUUUCCUGUUCUGGUUACAAUCCCUCUCAGAUAUAACCCCCACCCCAUUUCCCUGGCUUCUAUAAUGUGGCCCCAGCUUCUUUCAUAGGAAGAUAGAAGAAAAAUAGAACCAAAAGAAAUCCCUAGCUGUCUGAUUCCCUGUGUACUUUUUGUAUUUACCUGGCAACUUGAAAUCUUAGUGACAUCCCUGAUUUAUAGACCUUUAAAAGCCCUCCUUAAACCCCUUAAAAAGAUUAAAAUAAGUCUAGGGCUUAAAGGCAGCCCUUUUUCGGUUGCUACGCAUCAUUUUCACAUGCUGGCUGUCACGUUUUUAGGGUUGUGGUUGUUGGAGGUGAUGGCAUUGUCCAUGAAGUAGUGAAUGGAUUAUUAGAAAAGUCCCACAAGAAUGCUGGAAUAGAUCUGGUGGAUGGCAUUUUGCCAGAGAAAUUCACAGUUCUUCCUCUUAAUGUACCCAUUGGCAUCAUUCCUGCUGGUAUGUCAUUAAAAUUCUUUUGCCUUUCACCAUUAGCUCAUUAAAAGAUUUUCAAGUAACAAAACUGGUUUUACAAAUUAUUUUUCCUUUUAGAAAGCACUUUCAUGUGUAUAUGUCUAAUCAGGUCACGAUUCAGCCAAACCGGAAAAGUUGUUGGACAUAUAUGUUUAAAUUUUAAUUUCUUAUAACUAAUGAAAUCAUUGCUAACUACGAAAAUUUUCAGCGACAAAUAUUAAUGACCUUAGAUAUUUGAUCUAUCUGGUCAUCACGUCUAACGCCAGGUAGAAUAAUGCUUUAUUAUUCAGGCAAGUGGAGCAAUAAUUAUUAUUAUUAUUAUUAUUUUUUUCAAGGCUCAACAGAGGUUAUAGUUUAUUCUGCUCAAGGUAUCAAUGACCCUGUAACAUCUGCUAUGCACAUUAUUUUUGGUGAGUGUUCAUUCAUAACUUAGAGAAUGGACCCUUGGCCAUUAUUUUUGUGAUUUAGCCUUUUAAUAAUUUAAAAAACAAUUUCCUAUUUUAAGCUCCUAGCCUUGCAAAAUCCUCUCUACCCUCCUCUUAUUAGCCCUUUGUUUUAGCUGCCAAAUGUAAAAAGUGUCCAGUGUCUAUUUAGCCUCCACCCUUGUAAGUGAUUUUGAUAGCGAUGUUGAGAUACUUGAUAGGUGGCCUGUUUCAGGCAUUCAAAUAUUCCCUAGAUCUGUUUUUUUUGUUGCUCACUUUUCUUGGUGCCAUCCUCUCUACCGGAACAGAUGGAAUAUGGUUCCUAAAUUAUGGUUAAGUAGAAUGGAACAGUGUUGUGACAAUCCAUUCAUUCUUUCCCCCUUCCUCCCCAUUAAGUAAGACUCUCCUUUUAGAAAAUAAAGCCCCCAAUUCAGAAUCACUCAAAAAGCCUCAAAGUGACCUCGAUAGAGGAAGACUUAGUGUUCUAGUACUGCAACUUUAGUAUUCAAUUCCUACUCAUUUUUGUUUAAGGCCACACUAUUCCACUCGAUAUCUGCUCUUUGUGGAAUGAUGACAAACACAUCCGAUUUGCAUUUUCCCUUUCCUACGGAUUCUUGGGAGACGUUCUCAAAACUAGUGAGCAACAUCGCUGGAUGGGCCCCAAGCGUUACAAGUGGGGUGCCGCCCGAAGACUCUGGAAAUUAAGGUACAAUAACAAAAAAACAAAAUGUACAACCUUAUAAAUAAAAACUUAUACAUGUAGUAGGGUGCAAAGAAAGUCAGUUUUACAGCCUGCCCUUGGGCGAGCUGCAGCUACAUGUAGCAUGUAGUAGCCUACAAGUCAUUUCAACUAGCCCCAAAACCCUUUUUUAUUAGCAGAAUUGAUUACAAUCCUUCUGUAAAUUAAAUUUCCCCCAAAAAGACAGCACUUGCACGUUGGGCAAGUUAAGAACAAAAAUCAUUAGCCUGAUAGCAAAAUCCACUAGCCCCUGGCUAUAAGACAUGACUUUCUUUACAUGCUGCAUGUAGAUUAAUGAAAGGGGAUGUAUCUCUGCUUUCUGUAGCAUAAGGUACCUAGCAGAGUGAAUAUUUGCUAAAUGGGUUGUUGCCGUUUCCCCCUCCUAAAUGGGAUAUUGGUCCAUCACAAGAUUACCACAGGUCAUUGGGUGCCCUGUUUAGUUAGUGAAUGGGUACUGGUUACUUAUACAUGUGAAGUGUGUUUUAUUGUACUUGUUUCGUUCAUGUAGAUCAUACAAUGUUGAUUUCAGUUUUCUACCAAGUCCGCAUCCUGAACAUCACCCCAGAGAUCACACUAGAUGUAGAAUAGGGUGAGUUAUGUAAAUAAUAAUAAACACUUAAUGUCAGGUUCCAAGGGAAAUAGUUUUGUUUACCAGAGAGUCGCUUGUAGGUCUUUUUCUAGCCUGCAUAGCUGGCAGGAUAAGUGGCGACUUAUGUCACUUGUUUUUUGGCGGUGGAGUGGCGAGAAGUCGUGGAUCAAGUCAAAUUGAAAUCGGGGAAAAUCCCUCGUAGCUCCACUGCCAAUAAAGAACCCCAUGAAUUAAGAAAAUACCUCAUGCAAAACCAUUCUGCCAGCUAAGACGCAGGGUAUUAUUUUUUCUUGCCUUUAAAAGGCAAGUCAUUCUCUUCCAUUUCAUACCACAGUGUAUCCUUAAGUCAAUACUAAGUCUAACAGGUUUGUUUGUUUGUUUGUUUACUGAAGGUGUGGUGUUUGUAGUAAAGAGGACAACUGUGAAAGUAGCCAGUACCAAGGUAUGAGUGGCUCUCAAUCUCCAAGUCAUCUAGAACUAUACAUAUUAUUCUGUUUGAGUCGUGGUUUUACAGACCAAGCAAAACCUGCAAACUCGAUCGUUGAAUUAAAAAAAUUUCUGGUUUUAGUUAAAGAUAAGAUCCAAAGAAUCCACCAAUAGUCUUUUCCCCAGAUUUAGUAUUAUUAUUAUUAUUAUUAUUAUUAUUAUUAUUAUUAUUAUUUUAUCACUAUUAUUAUUAUUACUAUUAUCAUGAUGAUGAUGAUGAUGAUGAUGUUAGCAAGGCAACAAAAUUAAUACACUUUACUUUUUUUUUUUGACUUUUUCUUUGUAGAUGGGGUAACAUUUCAGGGAUCUGUCAUUGGAGUCAGCUUCUAUACUCUUCCUAAUUUGUGUGAGAUAGCUCCUGAAGGCUCAUCUCCAAGCUGUCAUCUGGGCGAUGGCUUCUCUGACCUUGUCGUUAUUAAACGCUGCUCAAGACUUCAGAUGAAUUCUCACAUACAGCGCAACUUUAACUCUAAAGAUCAGGUCAGAAUGAAAUAUGCCAAUUUGUCUCUCUGUCCCUCCCUCCCCCUUCCCUUUAUCGUCGCAGGUGCAUAAGGCAGCUACACAUUUCGGCACUUAGUACUGAGGGAAAAAUACGAGGAAAGGAAAGAAACCUACUUGGUGUGAUGUGUUCAAUCGGUGCUGUGAUAGUUAGUGACUUUGUAUAAUCCAAAUUAUUAUAGCUUAUUUUGUUGUCUAUUGUCAUCCUCAGUUUGCAUUUGACUUUGUUGAAUGCCAUCGCAUCAAGGAGUGUUAUGUGCAAGCACAAGACAAGUCUGGUGUCCCUGUGCAAGGUGCUGAUGGCCCUUUGUUGGAUAGUUACAGAGUAAGCCGCAAUCCUAAGGACAGAUCAGUUGGUAUAUGGAAUGUUGAUGGAGAACUACUUAGGCAGCCUUCUUUAUCACUCAGGUCAGUCCAGGUUGAAAAUAGCCUGCGUGGCAGGCAUUAAAAGGGGAAGGGAAAAUUUGGGGGCGCGAGGCAGGCAUUCCCCUCCUCCCUCCUCCCUCACGCGUGGUCUCGCGCCCUAAUUCCCUUCCCCUUCUCUUUCGAAUGCCUGCCAGGCAGGCCGGGUUGAAAACAGGUGCCAACCUCGUUCCCAGGGUUCUCUCCUACUUAUAGGAGAGAACCCUGGGAACUAGGUUGAACAGUUGCAUUCACUGCGAGCUACUUAGGUUAUUCUGUGGUGUGGUAUGUUUAUACAAGCUUAACUAACAACAACAAUAAUUGUUUUGUCUUACAUGUACUUACUCUAGAUAGAUAGUCCCCUUCAUUCUUGAAAGACCAACUUUCUUGCACUUCUUUUCCAGGUUAAUUUUUUUUUCUUCCAACUUUUCAUGAAGUUGCAUAAGACAUAGAAAUUUAAAUUUCGAACUUUGACGAGGUACUGAGAAUAUGCAUUUUAAUGUUAAGCCUCAUUGUUUAUUUGUUUACAUAUAUUUGAUGCUGAAGAUGACAUUUCAUUUUCGUUUGUUUUCAGGGUUCAUAGACAAAUCGUCACUGUAUUUGGAAGUGGCAUUGAGGACAUGUCUGAACAAAAAUGUUGCUUCCGCAAAUAACACCUGCAGUAAAACAACUCUUGAGACACAUUACUUGCCAGUGUACUAUAGUGGCUGAACAGAAUGGCCCUGAAGCCCUACAAACUAGGGCUACAUACUAUUUUGCUGUUUGCUAGCCUUGGACCAGGCUCCACAGUGGUGGAAAAAGGAAAAAAAGACAGGGUCAAAUAGGAAAAACAUCGGCGAGCGAAGCCAGCCCAGUGGUGUUCUGGGAAGGGGGAAACGGCUUUGCUCGCCGUUUUUUUUACUGUUUUCCCCCAAUGCGGAGGCUGGUCCCAGGCUAGCUGUUUGCUAGUAAUUUCUUUUCCGUUUUUCUCCUCGCCUAUUAGAAACAGAUAGCAGAGACCUUAGUAGGUCGCUCUAGACUCUCCUCCCUCCUGGCUGUUGUUUGUGUGGGCAUGCAACGCUCCUCCCCACUUUCCUUUGUUGGGAGGAGCGUAGUGCCGGGUGACGACACAAACCCCUAGACAUGAUUAACAAGAUUUGUCCGUCUCUACUAAAAUUGUGACAAAAUUUAAUAUUUUUCAAACUUUUGAAUUGGGAAGGAGGCCCAACUAAUAACAGCAGUUUUUUCAAAAAACAUCCUGCAUCAAUCA
This is a messenger RNA of Porites lobata, 9552 nucleotides long. Lineage: Eukaryota; Metazoa; Cnidaria; Anthozoa; Scleractinia; Poritidae. The record is from the annotation of a GenBank genome assembly.